AUGAGAAAAAGAAAAACAGCGAAUCGCGACAGUGAUGGUACGACACCAGAGCCAGAAAGCCACCAUGAACAACACGAAGAAGAAGAAAGCAAACCGACGGUGACACCUCAAUCACCAACUGAGGAGAACAUCUUUGACGAUAUAUCACAGCUAUCUGAUUACAGCCAAUACUCUGAUGAAGACAGUGACCAAAGUCAUACAGCGAAUCGGGACAGUGAUGGCACGACACCAGAGCCAGAAAGCCACCAUGAACAACACCAAGAAGAAGAAGAAGAAAGCAAACCGACGGUGACACCUCAAUCACCAACUGAGGAGAACAUCGCCGAUGAGGAUGACGAUGAUAUAUCACCGCCAUAUUAUGAACAGUACUCCGAGGAGGACAGAGACCUCCAGCUCGCAAUCAUCGCCUCUCUCAAAAACCCAACUCCGAAGAGAAGAAAACUUACCGAAACAGGGGAGUCUUGUGAUGAAAUUGACCCUCUAUCCUUUACAUGUGAAAUUUGUGUUGAGCCAAAGUCAUACCUCGAUUUUUUUCACAUUAUUGGUUGUACACACACUUACUGUUCCGACUGUAUCAUCAAAUACGUGGCUUCAAAGCUACAAGAAAACAUUCCGCAGAUUCGAUGCCCUGUUUCGGGGUGUGGAGGACUUUUGGAGCCGGAGCAUUGCCGAACCAUUUUGCCACCGGAGCUGUUUGAUAGCUGGGAAAAUCUUUCUGCGAGGCGGUCAUUCCUGGAUCGGAGAAAUUAUACUGUCCCUACACGGAUUGCUCUGCGCUUUUGA
Messenger RNA from Cornus florida, 783 nucleotides. Its product is annotated as E3 ubiquitin-protein ligase dbl4-like. Bases 1 to 783 code for a protein of 260 amino acids. NCBI's taxonomy places the organism in Eukaryota, Viridiplantae, Streptophyta, Magnoliopsida, Cornales, Cornaceae. The record is from RefSeq and is a predicted model, not a curated record. Gene Ontology annotation, biological process: positive regulation of proteasomal ubiquitin-dependent protein catabolic process; protein polyubiquitination; ubiquitin-dependent protein catabolic process. Gene Ontology annotation, molecular function: ubiquitin protein ligase activity; ubiquitin conjugating enzyme binding; metal ion binding. Gene Ontology annotation, cellular component: ubiquitin ligase complex; cytoplasm. The transcript has a single exon.